AUGUGUUCGAACGGUGUGGGAGUGAAGUUAAGAUGGCGGGGGGCAUCGGUCAAGGUGGCGGUAAGGGCGCCCUUUAACUCCAGAGAGACCAACCGCAACGCUCGCUGUAUCAUCCAGAUGAAGGACAACACUACCUGUAUCUCCAACCCCAAACAACCCAAAGAUGGAGCGAAGAACUUCACGUUUGACUAUUCCUAUUGGUCCCACACUACGGUGGAAGAGCCAGAUUUUGUGUCUCAGGAGCAGGUCUACAAGGACAUCGGGGAAGAGAUGCUGCUGCAUGCCUUCGAAGGAUACAACGUGUGUAUCUUUGCGUAUGGUCAGACGGGAGGAGGGAAGAGCUACACUAUGAUGGGCAGACAGGAGCCCGGACAAGAAGGAAUCAUACCUCAGAUGUGUGAAGAUUUAUUCAGACGAACCGGAGAAAAUACCGACCCAGACCUCCAGUACUCUGUAGAGGUGUCCUACAUGGAGAUCUACUGUGAGCGUGUGCGCGACCUGCUCAACCCCUCCAACCCGUACCCCAACCCCAACCCGGACCCCUCGUCCCGGGGCAGCCUGCGGGUCCGGGAGCACCCCAUCCUGGGGCCCUACGUAGAGGACCUCUCCAAGCUGGCCGUCACCUGCUUCUCCGACGUCCAUGAGCUGAUGGACGCCGGCAACCAGGCUAGGACAGUAGCAGCCACCAACAUGAAUGAGACGUCGUCCCGGUCCCACGCAGUGUUCACCAUCGUCUUCACGCAGCGACGAAGAGACCAGAUGACUGGCCUUGACACUGAGAAGGUUAGUAAGAUCAGUCUGGUAGACCUAGCAGGAAGUGAGAGGGCCGACUCCUCUGGGGCGAAGGGCACCAGAUUAAAGGAAGGAGCAAAUAUCAACAAAUCUCUAACCACACUGGGGAAGGUGAUAUCAGCUCUGGCUGAGAUGACGCAGGGGUGUAAGAAGAGGAAAAGUGACUUCAUUCCCUACAGGGACUCAGUCCUUACCUGGCUACUUAAGGAAAACCUGGGAGGUAACUCGCGUACCGCCAUGAUCGCUGCUCUCAGUCCGGCGGACAUCAACUAUGAGGAGACCCUGAGCACCCUGAGGUAUGCCGACCGAGCCAAACAGAUCCGUUGUAACGCGGUCAUCAAUGAGGACCCCAAUGCCAAACUGAUCAGAGAGUUGAAGGAGGAGGUGACGCGCCUGAGAGACCUCUUGUUCUCUCAGGGAUUACAUGAGCUGCUGCAACAAACCGCUCUAGAGGUAGCCAAUAGCUGUGCAGCAUCUGUUGAGGGGGGAUCUCCAAUCCCUCCUCUGUCUCUUUCGGCCAAUGGCCUUCCAGCUAGACGUAGCCACGCCUCCUCAGGGGACUCUGACUCUAAAGGGGAUGACCUCUUGGAUAACGAUCACAUGACUGAAGAGGGGGAGGACGGAGACGAGGGGGAGGAGCCUAUCACCCAGACCAUCAGCAAGGAGGAGGCGGCCGAGAGACUACUUGAAACAGAGAAGAUAAUUGCAGAGUUGAAUGAAACUUGGGAGGAGAAGUUGAGGAAAACAGAAUCCAUCAGAUUCGAGAGAGAGACUCUCUUGGCAGAGAUGGGUGUUUCCAUUAAAGAAGAUGGAGGAACUCUAGGAGUCUUUUCACCUAAGGGGACUCCUCACCUGGUCAACCUCAACGAAGACCCACUGAUGUCUGAAUGUCUGCUAUACUACAUCAAAGAGGGAGUCACCAGGGUAGGCCAGCAGGAUGUGGAUAUUAAACUGUCUGGUCAGUGUAUCAAGGAGAUCCACUGUGUGUUCAUCAGCGAGACCAACGACCAGGGAGAGGUGGUGGUGACGCUAGAGCCCCUGGUGGGAGCGAUCGGACCGUUGAACUACUGAGUCCAUGAACGUCCCUCUCUCCAAGGUUACCGCAUCGUGAUGGGGAAGAACCACGUGUUCCGGUUCACGCACCCGGAACAGGCCCGUCUGGAGCGGGAGCGCAGCGCCUCGGCCGAGCAGCAGGAGGAGCCCGGGGACUGGAACUACGCCCAGAGAGAGCUGCUGGAGAAGCAGGGCAUCGACAUCAAGCUGGAGAUGGAGAAGAGGCUGCAGGACAUGGAGAUACAGUACCGCAAAGAGAAGGAGGAGGCUGACCUGCUGCUGGAGCAACAGCGACUGUAUGCAGAUAGUGACAGUGGAGACGACUCGGACAAGCGUUCGUGUGAAGAGACCUGGAGACUGAUCUCCUCCCUGAGGGAGAAACUACCUGCUAACAACGUCCAGUCCAUAGUGAAGAGGUGCGGCCUGCCCAGCAGCGGGAAGAGGAGGGAGCCCCUCAGAGUGUACCAGAUCCCCCAGCGCCGUCGCAUCAGCAAGGACCCCAAGAGAGUCACCAUAGAAGACCUGCGCAUGCAGGCAGUCAAAGAGAUCUGCUACGAGGUGGCCCUGGGAGACUUCCGCCACUCGCGGCAGGAGAUGGAGGCUCUGUCCGUGGUGAAGAUGAAGGAGCUGUGCCGGAUGUACACCAAGAAGGACCCCGGGGAGAGGGACAGCUGGAGGGCCGUGGCCCAGGACGUGUGGGACACGGUGGGCAUCGGGGACGAGAGGAGCUCCCCGGCCGAGGACGCAGGAGAGGGAGGAGGAGGAGGAGAGGGAGAGGGGGGAGGAGGAGGAGGAGGAGGAGGAGGAGGAGGAGGAGGAGACAAGGGAGGAGGAGGAGGAGGGGGAGACAAGGGAGGAGGAGUCUACGACCUGAAAGCUCACAUCGACAAACUCACCGACAUCCUCCAGGAGGUGAAGCUGCAGAAUAACCAGAAGGAUGAGGAGAUCAAAUCCCUCAGAGACAGAAUGGUGAAGAUGGAGAGUGUAAUACCUGUGCAGGACGAUGAUCAAAGCGGGGAGGAGGGGGGCGUGUCCUCGGAGGAGAAUGGGGGCGGGACCGAGAGCGAGGCCAGCCCCAGCCCUCAGCCCCAGGUGAGGGUGGGCCGUCUGAUGGACGACGACCCCGCCUUCAGGAGAGGGCGCCUCCGCUGGCUGAAGGUGGAACAGCAGCGCAUCCUCAGCCUGCAGAAGCUGCGCAGCGGCCAGGGUCCCAGCCCGGUGGGGGUCCCGGCGGGGGUCCCUGCGGGGGUCCCGGUGGUCCACCUCCCCGGGACAGGUCGCUUCAUCCCCCCUCAGGAUUGUAAACUCAAGUUCCCCUUCAAGAGUAACCCCGCCCACCGGUUGUCAUGGGGACCGGCCAGCAUGGCCCUGCUGGGGCUGGAGGGGGGGCUGGAGGGCUUCUCCCAGUCCCCGCCCCCGACCUACACGACUCCGCCCCCUCCCCCCCCCCGGAUGCGUUCGCCCAGCCCCCAGCGCGCCUGGCAACAGCGGGGCCAGCCCUUCAGCCAGGGGAACCCGGGGAACCACAAUCACCACGGCAACAACAACAACAACAACCAGAGGCGUUACCGCCGCAACUCCCUGGACAGCUCUCCGCACGGCAACCAUCACCCCGGCAACGGCCAGCAUCACGGCGGCCAGGGUGGUCACCAGGGCAACCAGGGCGGUCACCAGGGUAACCAGGGCGGGGGGGGGCACCAGGGGCGACAGAGACAGAGGAGGGGGUGUUCCCCGGGCCCCGGGGGGGAGAAGGGGGGAGGAGUCGGGAGGGGAGGCUAUCAGCCCAACCAUCACUACCACCACCCCUACUACAACCCCCAGAAUGCACCAUUCCAGCCAGGCCCCCCCCUCCCAUCCUAUCACAGCCUGCCUCGGCCCAGGGGGGCGGGGCCUGGUGGGGUGGUGCCCGGUAUGAUGGGGCCCACGUGGUUCAAUACCCCCCCCCCCAGGAUGAGACGACAGAACAGCGCCCCGGACCUCAAGACCAGUAACAACCCCAGUAACCACGAUGACCAGUAACCACGACAAGCAGUAACCACAGGUAACCACGACGACCAGCAACCACGAUAAACACUAACCCAGAUGACCGGGAACUACAACGACACAGCCAGCUGAACCAAUCACAGCCAAGGAAUCAUCACACUACACCCAGCCGAACCAAUCAGUAACCAGGACAUACCCACUCGGAAUAUACAGUAAUGAUGUAGGAGUUAGCUAUGAAGAAAAGUGUGUGUGUGUGUGUGUUGUGUGUGCGUGCGUGUGUAUGUGUGUGUGUGUGUGUGUGUUGAAAGUAGGCCUACUCAUUGCCUCUACAACACAGGUUAUUUUAAGUGUAUUUUAAUAUUUUGGGAUGGAGGAUUCUAAUUGAAGUAUGAGUGGAAGUAUGCAAACAAAUGUAUACGUUUGACGCUCUCUGAUGCUUUUUUUGAACCUGUGGAAAAGUUUAGUAGGUUUUAAAAAUCAAUGAAUCUGUUCAACAUUUCGCAUUUAUAUUCCUACACCUGCAAAUCAGUUUUUCAAAAGUGCAAUUCCUUCUUUAUUCUUUUUGCAUGUGUACAAUAUUUGUUAUGCAACUACAAAACACUAGACCACAAAAAAAUGUUGUCACACAUAAAGCUUUGUUAUACAGUCAAUUUCAAAGCUUUUCCACAGUUUGGAAAAAGGUUUCUGAUAAACGAAGGUGUUUGGUUUUGUUAGUUUAAGAGGGUCUGAUAAAUAUAUUAGAAUAACACAAAAAACAAACAUAAAACAACUUUAAUAGAAUUUGCUUCUUGAGUGGGACAGAAAUUGGGGAAAGUGUAUGGGCUACGACAGUUGUUUAUGUUUUGAUAUCAGACAUCUUGUUUUCACUUUAUGGGAGUAGUUGUAAUAGCGGUUAGAGGCUUUGGGCUAACGUAGAGCGCUACCGUGUAGCUUACGUGCUAUGCUACACGUAAAAGACAACAGUACACUGGCCCCUUUUGCUAGCCACCGUCACACAUGGAGCUAGCGAGUCGCUAGCUGUGAAAACCAAAACCCAGUGUACUGCUGCCUUGAUUCACCUGCUAUGCUGCAGUCAUGCUAUUUCUAACAUGCUACGCUAUAGCUCGUCUGUCAUGAUUUAGCUCGCCUGUCAUGCUCUAGCUCACCUGUCAUCCUAAGCUAACCUGUUAUGCUAUAGCUAACCUGUUAUGCUAUCGCUAACCUGUUAUGCUACAGCCAGGGCCUUCCCUUAUGAGCUGAGCGUAUGUUAUGCUGUAGUUGAGUGAUUAGGACAAACCAAAGAUGUCUGGCCUCCGGCGCCACCACUAGUGUACAUAAAGAAAAGAGUUGAGAUAUAUAGCUCUGCUAUUAGGUGGACCGUUGGGAAUGCUAGAUGUGUAUAUAACGUGGAUUUGUGUGUAUAUUUGAAGUGAUGACAAUAUAUGAGCAGAAUAUGACCGAUGCUUCCUAUCCUUAGUCACAUGAUGGGGAGGGAGGGGCUAAAAGACACACGAUGCUGGACUUAUAAAUGACCUACACCAGGCUACUGCAAGGCCUUGUGUGGGCCUAUGUUACCAAGGAGAUAUGGGAGGUUAAAGAACAGAUGUAGGGAGGGAUACAUUACCAUAGCAAAGUCCCUGAAGGAUGGAGGGUAAGGAAGGAGUGAACGAUAUAAGGACAGAUAUAUAAGGGUCAGAGGACACGAGGAAAGAGAAGGAACAAUAAAGGUGCUGCAGGUUUGAAGCGCUAAGCGCCAAAGCUUUUCUUAUUGGCUGUUGUGUUCCUGUUGCCAAGCAACACUUGCACUCCCAGACCCCCCACUCGGCACACGGAGCAAAGGAUUGUGGGAGUAGGAUUGUUUGACUUUUGGCCUUUACUCAGGAAGAGCCGGGGAAACACUGCCUGUAGCAUUGGAGUUGCGAUGACAUGAAUGAAGAAGAGGAGACUAGGAAGUGGAUUUGAUUGGCUGCCAGAAGCCUGCUGCCAUCUUGAGGGUUGCCGCUGGCACUCAAGGGAAAAUGCUGUUUUUUUUUUUUCUGGUUUGACUUUUGGGAUAGACCUUUUGUGUUUUUCAUCUUGUGCGUUUGAUUAGCCAACGGUUUGUGUGCUUCCUUUAUUGAUUGGCUGAUUUGUCUGCUUCCUGUUUUGAUUGGCUGAUGGUUUGUCUGCUGCCUGUUUUGAUUGGCUAAUGGUUUGGGUGCUUUCUUUUUUGUAACCCAGCCUUUCGUAUAUAUUUUACUGUCCUCAAGUCUUUCAAUAUUUUGCAUAUUUUAGUUCUCCUUAAUAUCUGGCUCUCACAGCUGCUGAAGAGGGCUUGUGUGUAUGUGUGUGUGUGUGUGUGUGUGUGUGUGUGUGUGUGUGUUUGAGAGAGAUAGAAAAAGUGUAUAUGAAUGCCAUUGUGUAUGCGUGUGUGUGUUUGUGUGUGUGUGUGCGUGUGUAGGUGUGGUUUAAAAGUCUGUGGGUUGGUUUAGAGAAACUUUAUUAACUGUUAUGUUCAUUUGAUGUUGUGAUGGGGGCGGGGCUAGUACAAGCAGACCGUACUGAUUGGCUUGCCCUGUUCAAAGCCCAUCCCAGCAAGCCGUUACCAUGGAGACACAGUUUGGUACUGUGUGGCGGGAGGAAACCAAUCAGGAGAUGAGCUCGCUGUUAAGCCACGCCUCCCCUAGCGGUCCUCUGAUCCAAUUGGCCAGGCUAUCUUUCUGUUUGUUUUCGUUUUUUGAUCCAAACUGUACCCGAAACACUACGGUAAUAAAUAAAACCUUAUAAAACCUC
Molecule: messenger RNA, 6579 nt
Organism: Gadus macrocephalus (Pacific cod)
Lineage: Eukaryota; Metazoa; Chordata; Actinopteri; Gadiformes; Gadidae
Product: kinesin-like protein KIF1C
Biological process (GO): cytoskeleton-dependent intracellular transport; vesicle-mediated transport; microtubule-based movement
Cellular component (GO): axon; microtubule; dendrite
Molecular function (GO): microtubule binding; ATP hydrolysis activity; ATP binding
Source: RefSeq, a predicted model, not a curated record